CCAAAGUAGCCACAUCACCGUUUAUAAAAUGCUGCUCCGAGCUCCCGAAGCUCUACUCCAGUCGUAAGACAUUGCCAAACACAAAUACCGAUCCAGAGUGACACAGAAUGGGCAGGAAGGCGUGCAUCUCUCUUCUGAUGCUCCUCGGCGUCGCGCUUGCGCUCGCCGGCCCUGCCACCGCCGACAUGAAGGCGCCAUAUAGUAUUGACGCGGCGGUGCGGGAGCUGAUGUCGCCCCCACCGUCGUCAUCGUCGUCGAAGCUGGAGGACGGCGUUGCCCCGGAGUUCACCGCUGAUAUGGAGGUGCACCGCCGCGUCCUCGCCGGCAUCAGCCCGGGGUCCCUCAACCGCAACAGGCAGGCCUGCCUCGGGUCGUGCCCGGCGCGCGGAGGGUCGUACACCAACCGGGGAUGCCAGAGCAGGUUCCGGUGCCGUGGCUGAAUGGAACCGCAGAACGCUCUGGCCGGCGACCAACCUCUUGUACGCGCGUUCCAUAGUCGUUUAUUUUCAUUUGGCAGUGCAGUAACGUCCUUGCUAGUCUUGCUGGAACUCUCGUCUUCGGAUCGGCCUCACCACAGUAAAUGGUGUUUUCCUUUGUGUGAAACCACAUGGUCUUGUCUUUGUUUUUUCUUAACGUUGGGAUGUGCGCAUGUUAUGCAGAGGCCACGUAUUCGAA
Molecule: messenger RNA, 675 nt
Organism: Lolium perenne
Lineage: Eukaryota; Viridiplantae; Streptophyta; Magnoliopsida; Poales; Poaceae
Source: RefSeq, a predicted model, not a curated record